This is a messenger RNA of Fusarium verticillioides 7600, 1368 nucleotides long. RefSeq lists its product as hypothetical. Gene Ontology annotation, biological process: transmembrane transport. Bases 1 to 1368 code for a protein of 455 amino acids. The record is from RefSeq and is a predicted model, not a curated record. Gene Ontology annotation, molecular function: transmembrane transporter activity. NCBI's taxonomy places the organism in Eukaryota, Fungi, Ascomycota, Sordariomycetes, Hypocreales, Nectriaceae. Gene Ontology annotation, cellular component: membrane. The transcript has 6 exons.
AUGACUAGUAUCAACUUGACAACAGCUGGCUCAGCGACCGAUGCAAUUGACCUAGAGUCUCUUCCUCGCCUUUCGCACCGCGGUGAGGAAGAAGGCAGACAGCCAGUCGAUAUCAAUGCUUCAUCAGAGGAGACUAUUGCUCUGCCAAAAUGGAAUCAUCCUCCUAUUAACAAAUACCGUACUGCCGCAACAUUUUGGUCAUUUCUUGUUGUUGGAAUGAACGACGGAUCUUAUGGUGCUUUAGUUCCCUUGCUCGAGGAGUAUUACCACAAGAAUCAUACCCUUGUGUCUCUAGUGUUCCUAACGCCCUUUGUUGGUUAUGCUAUCGCCUCUGCUAUCAACAGCCUAAUGCAUGUGCAUUUUGGUCAAAGAGGUGUAGCAUUGCUUGCACCCAUGUGCCAUAUUGUACCAUAUCUUAUCUUCUCCUUCCAUCCUCCUUACCCCGUUAUGAUUUCCAUGUAUGUCCUUGUAGGCAUAGGCAAUGGAUUAGCUGAUGCCGCGUGGUGUUCUUUCAUAGGACAGAUGGUGAACUCGCACGAGAUGUCGGGUAUCCUACAGGCAUGCUACGCCCUAGGGGCCACUAUUGCUCCUCUUGUUGCCACUGGCCUCUCUGGAGAAGGUAUGCCAGGCUGGUAUGCAUUCUUCUAUGUCAUGACUGCUGCGUCACUGGUAGAGCUCAUCGCCUUGACAAUCACAUUUUGGACACAGACUGGAGCCGUCUACUUGUCUGAAGCGCCCUCAGCGUCUGGUGCAAAAUCGGGACGUAUGCGCCAGGUCUUGAAGAACAAACUAUCAUGGAUAUUCGCUUUCUUCGUCUUUGGAUACUGUGGAGCCGAAGUUGCUCUUGGCGGCUGGGUGGUCGUCUUCAUGCAAAAGAGGCGUAGCGCUUCCGCUAUCGUUGGCAGUUCCGUGGCCACCGGCUUUUGGGGCGGUAUGACAGUCGGGCGGCUCUUUUUAUCCUUGAUAACAGUCCGAUUGGGAGAAUUCUGGGCCAUGUUCCUAUACAUAGGAGUCACUAUUGCUUUGGAGCUGGUCUUUUGGCUGGUGCCAAACCUGAUCGUUAGUGCAGUGGCAGCGGCACUCAUCGGUGUUGCAAUGGGUCCAAUGUACCCAGUUGCAGUUGUUCUCAUCACUAAGAUCAUGCCUCGUUCUUUGCAUGUUGGGACUAUUGGAUUCGCUGCUUCCUUUGGUGGCUCUGGUGGUGCAAUUCUGCCCUUUGGCGUUGGAGCCAUUGCGCAGGCAAGAGGGGUACAAACACUGCAACCCAUUGUCCUCGCUAUUUGCGUUGUGCUUGGCUGUUUGUGGCUACUACUUCCCCGCAGGCCAAUGGUAAAAGAUAACACGGAUGUCAAUGAGAACUCUGUGUAG